GGAACAUUCUGUGGACGUUGUUUCGGAAUACUGUUAUUAAAAGAGUGCAUCCCCGUACAUGCAAUGAGUGUCCACUUCCUGCUCGAUGUCGCUGCGACUGAACGGUAGGAUGUAGCUGACAGAUACACCCGCCAAAAACAAUAAGAGUGUCCACUCUCUGCGUCGUCUUGGUGUUGUCGAAUCUCUCUCGACCCCCCGGUCACCCCGCAGGAGACAACAAACAUGGGCGAGGAUACUGUGGAGAAGAUCGACGCGGGCAACGACGAACAAAUGACAAUCAAAGGCUAUCGGCGGUCUUUUCCAAAACUCGUCCUAACAUGGAUCGGCGUCCUGCUUUCUGGUGGUCUCCUAUUGGUUGCAAUGUCUUGGAGGCGGAGAAUCCUGAUGUGCUGCACACACAAAAGAUGCCCUCUGGAAGAGGCAGAAAAAGUACUAUUAGUGGAUUCUUAUAACCAACAAUUUGUUGAGCGCGUUUUUAGACCAGUGGAAGCAUCACUACCAUCGAAACAACACACGUACUUUCACAACAAAAGAAUCAAAUACAUCUGGGAUCCACAGCAAGCGAAAUUUGUAAAAAUUGGAGGCUUGGAGGUACAAAAUUGCGCCAAGUUUCAUAGCCUCGGGGAUGGACUGCACACGACAGAAGCUGUUUUCCGACUGCAGUAUUUCGGAAAAAAUUCCAUACAUGUUGAAGUCAAACCUAUCUGCAAUUUAAUACUUAGAGAAAUUCGAAGUCCGUUCUACAUUUAUCAAAUGUUCAUUGUCAUUGUUUGGAUGAUUCAAGUCUACUACCAAUUCGCAUUGUGCAUCGUUCUCUUAUCCAUUAUAUCAAUCGCUGCAACUGUUUGGGAGACAAGAAAAAGUAACCGGGCUUUAAGAGAUGCUGUUAGAACUGACGCCAUUGUAUCCGUACUGAGGGAUGGGAAAGAGGUUCAAAAGAAUUCGGAAGAUCUAGUACCUGGAGAUGUAAUACUUUUACCGCAGUCUGAAUUCACGAUGGUUUGCGACGCAGUUCUUUUGUCUGGCAACUGUGUGGUGAAUGAAAGCAUGCUAACAGGCGAAAGUACACCAAUUACCAAGGUACCCGUAAGCAAUGACAUGUCUAGUAAAUUUGAUACCAUGACGAACAAGAGAAGCACUCUUUUUUGUGGAACGCAAGUACUUCACAGUCGGGACACAGAUGGCUCUGGGAUCAAAGCAGUUGUUUACAGAACUGGAUUCUCAACAGCUAAAGGAGAACUUGUGCGAGCCAUUCUUUUUCCAACUGUUAAUUUCAAGCUUUACACGGACCUGUUCAAAUGCAUGAUCAUAUUUUUUGUUCUAGGAAUUCCACCGAUGGUUUAUACAGCAAUAAUAUGGAUUGACUUGGGUGCAUACGUUAAGGAUAUCGUUAUUAUAGUAGUGGAUGUUCUGACGUUUUUGGUACCACCUGUACUGCCAGCGGUACUGACAAGCAUCAAUGCUCACGCUCAAAGACGAUUACGGAAACAUGGAAUUUUUUGUCUUAAUUCUAGAUACAUCAAUUUUUGUGGUGGGCUGGACGUUGUAUGCUUUGACAAGACAGGAACACUUACCGAAGACAGCUUAGAUAUAUCCGGCGCAGUUCCUGUUGAAAACGGAAGGUUUGAAAGAGCUGUAAAACGCCUCAGUCAGCUCCCGGAUACACCACUGGUGCAAGCUAUCGCAACCUGUCAUUCUUUGACCAAAGUUGAAGGGAAAUUACUGGGUCACACUCUGGAUGUGAAAAUAUUUGAAGCACUCGGAUGGGAUUUAGAAGAACCUAGGUAUGGUGACGAAGUUCCUUUCGAAAGACUACCUCCGAGAAUUGUGUAUCCAAUAUGUUCAAAUUUAACGAAUCAGCCAGCUUCUGCAAUCGCUGUGGUGAGACAGUUCCCUUUCGAGUCCUUGCUGAGGAGGAUGAGCGUAGUGGCUAAGUCGCAGGGGAGUAACAAUUUCGAAGUAUUCUUGAAAGGAGCACCAGAGCUCGUCUGUGCCUUGAGCAGAACCGAAACAGUACCGGAGAACUUUAAGGACAUUCUGGAAUUCUACACACGUCAAGGAUUUCGAGUGAUAGGAGUUGGUUCCAGAGUUUUGCCUGAGUACAUAACCUGGGAUGAGGUGAUUAGAAUGCCAAGGGAAGAACUGGAAUGUGAUCUUGAUUUUCAAGGACUGAUAGUGUUACAAAACAGAUUAAAACCCGAAACAAUUCCGACUUUAAAAAUUCUGAAAGAUGCUGAUAUUAGAACAGUUAUGGUUACAGGCGACAACCUGCUGACCGCCAUAACAGUGUCACGUGACUGUGGAAUGAUCGAAGAGUUUGAUUCUGUCAUCGCCGUCGAAGCAUCCCUUAUACCUGGAGAUCCAAUGCAUCCGGACGCCAAAAAUCGUCUUCAGGUGCAAUAUACAUACGCCAAGUUGCCAGGAUUCAGCGAGAAGUUAAACAUGGUUCAGAACGGUAUAAUCGACGACAUCUAUGUACCCACAGUAUCUGAAGGAAGAUACCAUAUUGCAAUCGAAGGAGUUUCCUUCAACCUUAUUCGAUUGCAUGACCUACAGCUACUGGAAAAAGUAAAUGUUCUUUUCUAUUUUUUAGUUUAA
Uloborus diversus is the source of this 2598-nucleotide messenger RNA. RefSeq names its product polyamine-transporting ATPase 13A3-like. Gene Ontology annotation, molecular function: polyamine transmembrane transporter activity; ATP hydrolysis activity; P-type transmembrane transporter activity. Gene Ontology annotation, biological process: intracellular calcium ion homeostasis; polyamine transmembrane transport. The record is from RefSeq and is a predicted model, not a curated record. Lineage: Eukaryota; Metazoa; Arthropoda; Arachnida; Araneae; Uloboridae. Gene Ontology annotation, cellular component: membrane.